AUGCAGUCAAUUCCAGACUCGGACGAAGCUCAACGAGCUGCGAUCACCCAAUCACUGACUCCGUUUCAGACCUCACUUGGAGACUUCAAGCUCCCAUCCCGAUCCGCUCUCGGGCGGUAUAUGAAGGGCUACGUGGACGGUUAUAGCAAUCAUCAUCCCCUCGUUCACAUACCCACGCUCAGCAUCGCCUCCCCGGAAAGAAGCCCAGAGUUUGUUCUAGCGCUUCAAGCAAUGGGCGCGCAUUAUCGAUACGAAACAAAAAUGGCUCGCCGUUUGUACCACGCAGCUAGGUCGGUUAUUGUUGACCGUCAAACCCGCGGCGGGCCGCUCUCGAGCCCGGCAAAAGCCGGUGUACCCGGGCGUGGUACAAUGGACCGACUGCGCGCACUCGUCCUGGACGGUGAUUUCAUCCGAUGGAUUGCCUCGCUUCUUCGUAGCGCCGGGGACAACUGGCGGCACGCAUACUGUCUGUUGAUGAAACAAACAAUACUAUACGACACGCCUCCAAUGGUAUUGAGCCACGAGCUCGAUCUCCCUCUGCCAUCCUCGUGCCGUGAAUGGAUAGCCGCGACGCCAUCGGCAUGGCUCGCUGCUCGGACCACAGCGCCACCCGCGAUCUCUUUCAGGGAAUGCCUCCGCUUACAGCUGGCCACCACCCAGCCCCAAGUUCCAGCCCCAUCACUUUCUCCGAUGGCAAACUAUGUUCUCAUUCAUGCGCUCCUCCAACGAAUCUAUCUGGCAAACUCCCUGUCCCAGGACGUAGACCGCCCCUCCCUCUCCGCCGCCGAAACCGACAGCCUCGAGCGGGCCCUCAACAACUGGCGGAUCACGUGGAAGGCGUCCCCAGACACCGUCCACGAUCUGCAUGACACCUACGGGUCCAUGGCCUUCGCCUCCACCGCGUUGCUGGGCAUGGCUCACGUCCGGCUGCACUGCGACCCCCCGACGGUCGCGGCCAAGCUCCACGAAUGUCCGCUGCCGGAGCGGAGCCCACAUCUGCCUCACGCCUUGCUCCACUCGAUCCACGCGCUCCGCAUCUCUGUUCACAUGGGCUCCUUCUCGUGGAGCUUGUAUCAUGUCUUCUGUGGACUGGAAUUUGCGGUGGUGGCGCAGAACUGCGCCAGCAUGCCCCUCACCGACUACGAACGACAGAUUAUCCAAUGGAUCAUUCGCGUGGUGCGGGACGGUCUCGAGUCCCACGAUGAGACAGCCGGCGACGAUUACGAGAUCGCGGACGACGAGCUCCGCCGCCCACAGGAAACAAUCCGCUUUCUGAAGUUUGCGGUGCCGAAGUUGUGGGCGCAGAUGUUCAUCGCCUGUAAUAGCCCCUGGCCCAUUGCUCGCAUGAUUGGGGAGAGCUUGGAGCAUUACGCCUACCUCGUGAGAGAUGAGGUCUGAUUGAAAUGGGCACUUCAUUUGUCGACGACGGUGAAGGUAUUUGCGCCUUCGUCGAUAUUGGAUAGGUCAUUGCAUACGAAGGUUUUGGGGAUGCUUUACCGCAACAUUAACUGACCUGCU
Messenger RNA from Aspergillus brunneoviolaceus CBS 621.78, 1518 nucleotides. RefSeq lists its product as uncharacterized. Gene Ontology annotation, cellular component: chromatin. The coding region runs from base 1 to 1398 and encodes 465 amino acids. NCBI's taxonomy places the organism in Eukaryota, Fungi, Ascomycota, Eurotiomycetes, Eurotiales, Aspergillaceae. The record is from RefSeq and is a predicted model, not a curated record. The transcript has 10 exons. Gene Ontology annotation, molecular function: DNA-binding transcription factor activity, RNA polymerase II-specific; RNA polymerase II cis-regulatory region sequence-specific DNA binding. Gene Ontology annotation, biological process: regulation of transcription by RNA polymerase II.